This is a messenger RNA of Peniophora sp. CBMAI 1063, 996 nucleotides long. NCBI's taxonomy places the organism in Eukaryota, Fungi, Basidiomycota, Agaricomycetes, Russulales, Peniophoraceae. The record is from the annotation of a GenBank genome assembly.
AUGUCAGCUCGCAACCGUUCAACGCGCAACACUACGCAAUGGAAGCUGAGUGCCCGCGCGCGAAGCGAGCUUGUACAGAAGGCUAACGCAGACUUUCGCAGUAUUGUUCGGCGCGCCGCUAAACCCAUGAACUUGGACCUCAUUGAUCGGCUUCGAGAGGAAUGCGACCUGAACGGUGUUGAACUGAUCGGCCCAAUCCUUCAGUAUCGUGCCAACGAUCCCAAUCGCGGCCGGUACUUCGUCGUCUCCUCGGCGCCGUACCCUGGUCACACACGCAAGUUGUUCCGUUACGUUUCGAACCCGCUCGCCGCUCGCAAGACUCAAGAACUCGAAGACGCUCGUAUCGCACGGGAGUUACAGGAUGAAGGACUUCGUCCGAUCUCCCUGGGCAUAGGCAACAUACCGCUUGGUAACGCGGCCUUCAUGCGCGCCCUCGGCUUGGACCGUCGUGCGCGUUCCCGCGGCACAAUAGCCCCCUCUGGCCGCUCUACAGUUCCUCGCGGUAGGCGUUAUCGCAAGCGCGCUGAAGUCGCGCCUCCCUCUGAUACCCGGAGUCUGCGCCGCGCGCGGAGUCCCAGCAUCGAGAUCCUGCAAGCACCCCCUCGUGUUGUGUUGGACCUCACAGGAGAGCCGCGUGCGCUGCGCGUUCUCUUCUAUGAUAUCGGUCAUGCCGCGCCUCAGGAGUUACUACUCGAGGAAGCUUUCCCGGGCUCCUCUUACCGCUUUUCAAAGUAUGCUUCGCAGUGGAACUCCAUCGAGGUUAAGCUCUCCGACUCCGUCCUCCUCCUUACGGGCACGCCGACCGCUCAAGAGUGGCACGGCUGCACAGUAGGCGACCUCGCCUUCCCUCCAUCGGCUCGCCGCAUCAUCCUCGCGCGCCGAUCACUGCAUACCAGUCUUGCAGAUAAUCUGGGCCGCCUCCAUAACUCCGUACAGUCCAAGGCCGCCUGGGCGUAUGGAGGCCAGAUUCUCCCGGUUCCCAUCGAGAUUGAUUAA